Molecule: messenger RNA, 3589 nt
Organism: Hippopotamus amphibius kiboko
Lineage: Eukaryota; Metazoa; Chordata; Mammalia; Artiodactyla; Hippopotamidae
Product: transmembrane protease serine 11G-like
Exons: 10
Coding region: 936-2192 (418 amino acids)
Biological process (GO): proteolysis
Cellular component (GO): plasma membrane; extracellular region
Molecular function (GO): serine-type endopeptidase activity
Source: RefSeq, a predicted model, not a curated record
AGAAAUAUUUUGAAAAUAAACAAAAGUAAAACUAGAUGCCUGUUUGAAGGGAAAGCAUGGGUCGAGGGCUAUUUGGACAGUAGGGAAAUUAGAGGAAAAUAUCCAGGAGGCGUUUUCUUAGAGCAUAAGCUUUCAAAGUCUAGGGACCCUGUGUAAUCAGAUUCUAACCAAAUGACUUGAAUCUUACAGUGAGGUGGAUUUUUAACUGAGAAUUGUACUACAAAGAAGGGAAACAAUAUUUUAGGCAUGUGGGCAAAGACACAAUGGGAAAAAAAAAGGAUCUGACCAACAGAAAAGAAAACUCAAAGUCAAAGAAAGUAGACACUGUUGUAGCUACAAAGGAAAUCAUAAGGAGAGUUGGGGAAGUCCUUGAAAAUGGCAGCUGGCACAAGCAUAUGUUCACUUUCCCACUUUAAAGCUGGAUUCCCCUUGAAGCAGACACAAACGAAUUACUGGGCCAGAGCCAGACAUGUACCACUGCACUAAGAAAAGCAAGUCAAGGGCUAUCAAACCUUUUAUGAAAAUCUCCGAUCUUGUCUCACGCUUGCUUCUAAAAGGGAAAAAGGCAGGGCCUGAAGACCAGACUGUACUGACUCAGAACAAAGAGAGCCAUCUCUUGAAAGACAAACACAGAACUUCUCCAAGCAUGCAAGGGUGUUGCUUAGGUUUUGGACACAAUACUGUUUCUCAUUCAAUUAGCCAGAACCAGGAAAUAUUUUCUUCCUACAACAAAGAUUAUCAAGUGAUUCUUCACUUCAAACCAUACGAUUGGUUAAUGUUUACCCAUCCCAACUUGUUAAACUAGUUUAUUUUCAAUCCUUAAGUAUUCUUUCUUUAGUCAGCUUACAAACCUGAAAGAAUGUCCAGGAUGCUACUCAUUUGACAAGAAAUCACAAAGCAGCACCGAGGUGGAAGAGUUGCGUUCUCAACAGUGGAUGAUGCAUCAGCCAUCAGCAUCAGGUAGACGAAAAAGUUCACUGAAACCAUGGAUGAUUGCCAUUAUUAUUGCCGCUGUUGUGGUGGGUCUAGCAAUAAUCACCAGUCUCCCUGUUUAUUUUUUGGUAUUUGAUCAGAAGUUUCACUAUUACCUAACUUCCUUCCAGAUCCCCAGUAUUGAAUAUAGUCCUGAUUUCUCAGUGGAAUACUCAAAAAAUAGGACAGACCUGAAACAAAAAAUCAGUAAUCAGAUAGAUGAGAUAUUUCAAAGAUCCAAUUUAAAUCGUCAUUACAUCAAGUCGCAUGCUUUCAACUUUAGGUCAAGUAAUAAUGAUUUGAAAACAGAUGUAUUGCUCAAAUUUCAGUUUGCUCCUAACAAAGCAGACACAGUAAAAAGACAAGCUGAUGACAUUUUGCAUCAGAAGUUGAAAUUAAAUGAAAGCUUCUUGAAGAUAGAUACUCCAUUACCUUAUCUUAGAGAUAUGAAUGAAGCAAAAGCAGAGCAUAUUCUACACAGUUAUUGCGGUUUAGGGAGGGAGUUGCCAUCCAUGGAAAGAAUUGCCGAUGGUAGUGUUGCAAAGAAAGCUGAUUGGCCUUGGCAAGCCAGCCUGCAGGUGGAUGGUGUCCAUUUCUGUGGAGCAUCUUUGAUCAGUGAGGAGUGGCUCCUGACUGCUGCUCAUUGCUUUGAUAAUUACAAAAACCCCAAACUCUGGAUGGCUAGUUUUGGAACAACUCUAAGCCCUCCACUAAUGCGAAGAGAGGUGCAGUCAAUUAUCAUUCACGAAAACUAUGCCGCCCAUAAGCAUGACGAUGACAUCGCUGCGGUGAAGCUCUCCACCCCUGUCAUAUUUUCGGAUGAGGUGCACAGAGUCUGUCUCCCAGAUGCUACUUUUGAAGCCUUGCCUGAGAGUAAAGUGUUUGUCACUGGAUGGGGAGCAUUAAAAGCAAAUGGUCACUUUCCCAAUACUCUGCGAGAAGUUAAAGUAGAGAUCAUAAGUAAUGAUAUAUGUAAUCGAGUUAGUGUAUAUGGUGGUGCUGUAUCAUCAGGAAUGAUAUGUGCUGGAUUUUUGAGAGGAAAACUAGAUGCCUGUGAGGGUGAUUCUGGGGGACCUCUGGUUAUAGCACGUGACAGAAAUAUCUGGUAUCUUAUUGGAAUAGUAAGCUGGGGAAUAGACUGUGGAAAAGAAAACAAGCCUGGAGUUUAUACCAAAGUGACUCGUUAUAGGGACUGGAUUAAAUCUAAGACUAACAUCUAAUGUAACUACCACCUCUACAUCCAAAAUGUAAAUGCCUUGUGUGCUCUCUAGCAGAUUGUGUUUAGUAUGUGCUGCCAUGUAUAUUGUCAUCAAGCUCAAGGUGCAAGCAAGCGUGAUUUGACAACUCUUCCCUUAAACAUGAGGAAAGCAGGCUUUCUUUCACGUCACGGGAAGUGUCUCGCUGACCACGAACAUACAACAUACUGUCGGCUCCACGAAGGUCUGCCAUUGCUGCUAAGUGUGUCUGAUUACCUCCCGGCUCACCCUUCUGUUCCUACCUCACACUUCCCAUUUUAGAAAAAUCCAGCAGUUUAAUCAGAUGAGUACCAGCUGGCUACGUACUUAUAUUUUGUUCCUGACAGAGCAUACUGCCCUUCCCUGACUUCACAUUUUUUGGCUUCCUCCUCAAAUAGUCUUCAUUAAGACUCUGUAGGUGCAGUGCACCAGAUAAAUCAAGGUAAAACGAGUAGUUCUGGCCCAUGCUAACACAAAUGAUGGAGGGGCACUAGACAGGAAAGCAGGGCUUAAGAGGUGGCACCACUGUGUGUUCUUUCCCCUUUGCCCUCAGAUGUGCGUUAACCUCUCUCUGAAACUCGAAAGAAAAAGACAUUUAAAUUUACACCCAAUGAUGCAGAUUUUAAACUCUAUAAAUAACUACACUAAUGUUUACUUUAGAAUAAUGAAUAAAUUGGAUCAGAUUGUAGGCAAACUGGAAAUAGGACAGGAUUUUGUUCUAAAUUAUGUAAAAAUGCCUUUUGGUAUUCAAAAAAUAAAAGCAGUUCCUUGGCCUUUUCACCAGGUGGGAAAUGAGAAAAGGCAAGGACUCAGUGAGAGAAGUUACUUUCCAUCCCCCCAAAAUGGGAGAAUUUCCAAUUCUGAUACAAAUUUGCUUGUCACUUCUGUUUAAUUAUUUCCUAAUGCAGUUUAUUUUUCUAAACUAUUUUAUUUUCAAUCAUCUUCAGAACACUUAAGGGACCCACAGAAUGAGAAGCCAGUAUAAAUUAUAUAUUCAUAAAUAACUUAUAUGAGAAGCCAGUAGAAAACCAGAAAUUGGUAGACAGUUGGAUAAAAGAAUUUAGGAAAGACCUUAUUGUGUAUUUAAAUUUUACUGUUAAAAAUGGUAGUCAUUCUUUGAAGAAUUGUAUUCAUAGAGGAUUUUCAAAUAAGAAAGCAUCUUUGGAAUGGUUUAAUAAUUAUAUAAAUAGUCAUUUUCAUAUAUAUUUAAAUGCAUUUUUUUUGGCACUGUACAUGACCAUGGACUAGUGUUCAGCAAAACUUAACCUUUUCCUGUGCAUCUAAACCUUUAUUUGCUUCCUCCCUCCUUUUACAGCUAAUUUAGUUAAUGAAAUAACUGCCAUGUUAAGACUUUUUGAGUUUUAUGUUAAGUAACAGUCUCU